AUGUUUAAAGACAAGCCAUGGAUUGUGCUUGGUGAUUUCAAUGAGACUUUAAACUUGGAGGAAUAUUCGGGGCCAACUACUUCGACAAUUUCUACAGGUAUGCGGGAGUUCCAAGAUGUAUGUCGCCACUGUUCUCUCAUUGACAUGAAAGCGCAUGGCCCUCACUUAACUUGGAGCAAUAAACGAAAGGAUGAUCUGAUUCGAAAGAAGCUGGAUCGUACAUUAGUGAAUGACGUGUGGACCACAAAAUUCCCAACCACUUAUUGUGUCUUUGAGGCAGGCGGGUGCUCUGAUCACCUACGCUGUAGGAUUCAGAUCCAACCAGCCCCUUUAAAACCAAAGCGACCUUUCAAGUUCACCAACGUGGUGGCAGAGGCCCCAGGUUUCCUCCCUCUGAUGAAAAGCUUCUGGAGCAAUACCAUACCUCUACAUAACUCGACGUCUGCUUUAUUUAGGCUAUCGAAGAAGCUCAAGGAACUGAAACCUGCUCUCCGACAACUAAGUAAGGAAACUGUAGGUGACAUUACAAAGAGAACUAGAGAGGCUUUUGACAAACUUUGUCUCUAUCAGACAAAAGCGAUGGUAAACCCCACUCCUGAUACGUUGGAUGAUGAAGCUCGAGCUCAUGAUAAAUGGCAGCUUCUUUCGUCCAUUGAAGAAAAGGUCCUCAGCCAAAAGGAAAAGAUGCACUGGCUAAAUGUUGGAGAUGGUAACAAUACGAGUUUUCAUAACUCAGUGAAGAUCAGAGCAGUAAAAAACUCUAUUAGAGAGAUUCAGAAGGAGGAUGGUUCAAUUGUUACAACUCAGGAAGAGAUAAAGGCUGAGGCAGUUAAUUACUUCCAGGGGUUUCUGGCAAAACAGGUCGUGGAUCAUAAGGGAAUGGAGGUUGAUGAGAUGAAAACGCUACUGAAUUUUCAAUGUGAAGAGGCAGAUAGAGAGCUUCUAAUACAUGAUGUUCCUGCCAUUGAGAUUAAACUUGUUUUAUUCGCUAUGGCAAACAACAAAUCUCCAGGACCAGAUGGUUUUACAUCUAACCGUUUGAAGCUCAUUCUUCCAAAGUUUAUUUCUCCUAAUCAAUCUGCCUUUGUGAAAGAUAGAUUGCUGAUGGAGAACGUCCUCUUGGCAUCAGAACUAGUCAAAAGCUAUCAUAAGAACUCAGUCUCAGCAAGAUGUGCGCUUAAGAUCGACAUCUCUAAAGCAUUUGACACCGUUCAAUGGCCUUUCUUGCUCUCUGCUCUUACGGCUCUCGGGUUCCCGAGUGAAUAUAUUGUCUGGAUUGAGAAAUGUAUCUCACUUGCCUCUUUCUCAGUCCAAGUCAAUGGUGAACUAGCUGGGUACUUUAACAGUAAAAGGGGUCUUCGACAAGGAUGUGCUCUGUCUCCUUAUCUAUUUGUCAUAUGUAUGGAGGUACUCUCAAAAAUGUUAGACAAAGCAGCGGCUCAGAGGAAGUUUGGAUACCAUCCUUACUGCCAAGAUCUCAAGCUAACACACUUAAGCUUUGCUGAUGAUUUGCUCAUAUUCUCAGAUAGUAGGAGAAGUUCAGUAGACGGCAUCCUUGAGAUUUUUAAAAGCUUUGCAGAGGCUUCAGGGUUGCAUAUCAGUAUGGAAAAGUCUACUCUCUAUCUGGCCGGAUUAAAUGACACAGACAAGCAAGAAAUUCUCAGCCACUACACUUUCUCCAAUGGUGAUCUCCCGGUCCGGUACCUUGGAUUGCCUUUGCUGACAAAGCAAAUGACUGCUCAAGAUUAUGGCCCACUCAUAGAUAAAUCAUCACUGUGGGUACGGUGGAUCAACAGAUACUUAAUACGGAAAAAUUCUUUUUUGUCAGUCAAAGACAGUAGCUCUUUGGGAUCAUGGAUGUGGAAGAAAAUCUUGAAAUACAGAGCCAUGGCGAUGCGUUUCAUGAAGGUGGAAGUCAAUAAUGGAGCAUCGACAUCCUUCUGGUUUGAUCAAUGGUCCCCUCGUGGCAGAUUGAUUGACACAACAAAUGGAAGAGGCAUGAUAAAUAUGGGCAUUAAGCUUAAUGAUACAGUGGAAAAGACUAUCAACUCUCACCGCAGUAGGAGACAUCGAGAGGAAAUUUUCAACACGAUAGAAGAGGAGAUAUUGACACUGCGUCUGCGAGGUCUAAAUCACAAUGAGGAUGUCUGUCUGUGGAAAGCAGGAGAUAAUAUUUACAAAGCAGAUUUUAGUUCUAAAGCGACAUGGAACCUCAUCCGUGUUGAGCAAGCUAAAGUCGACUGGUACGAAGGUAUCUGGUUCCCAUGCAACACACCUCGAUACUCCUUUAUGGCUUGGAUUGCGGUUCAAAAUAGACUCCCCACGGGUGAUAGGAUCUUAACCUGGAAUAUGCCCACAUGGAACUCGACCCGCUUAUUUCUGCUCAGGUAUGUGUUCCAGGCGACACUAUCAACUAUUUGGAAAGAGAGGAAUGGGAGAAGGCAUGGAGAAAUAUCCAACAACCCUGCAACUUUGAUCAAAAACGUGGACAAAGCUGUCCGAAACCGCAUAUCCAGUUUGCGUUCUAUGGGAAUUCGCAAGCAUAACAAAGCCAUGGAAACAUGGUUUUCAUUUAGAUAA
Messenger RNA from Brassica oleracea var. oleracea, 2580 nucleotides. RefSeq lists its product as uncharacterized. The record is from RefSeq and is a predicted model, not a curated record. Lineage: Eukaryota; Viridiplantae; Streptophyta; Magnoliopsida; Brassicales; Brassicaceae. The transcript is spliced from 4 exons. The coding region runs from base 1 to 2580 and encodes 859 amino acids.